This is a messenger RNA of Cicer arietinum (chickpea), 5129 nucleotides long. The record is from RefSeq and is a predicted model, not a curated record. Lineage: Eukaryota; Viridiplantae; Streptophyta; Magnoliopsida; Fabales; Fabaceae.
AGUGACCCAAUAUAGACUACAUCGUAUAUAAUCAUCACAGUUUGGUAAAGAGCCGAUUUGACCUUAGUGAGUGCUGCAAUAAACAUUGUUCUCUGAUUUGUAAUCACUUCUCUUCUCUUUCUAAAUCAUGGAUGCGGCGGCGUUGGGUGGGGCUUUUCUCUCUGCUUUCAUUGAAGUUGUUCUCGACAGGCUUGCUUCUCCUCAGUUUGCUAAUUUCAUCACUGGAAAUAAGCUUGAUGUCAAUUUGAUCCAAAGGUUGAAAAACACUCUUUAUGCUGUUGAAGCUGUUUUGAAUGAUGCUGAGCAGAAACAGAUCAAAGACUCUGCUGUUAACAACUGGCUUCAUGAUCUCAAAGAUGCUCUCUAUAUUGCUGAUGACCUUCUCGAUCACAUUUCCACCAAAUCUGCUACUACUCUGAAGAAUAAAGAGGUGAAUACUACUGCUACUAAUUACUUGUCUAGCUUUUUCAACUUUGAAGAAAGGGAUAUGGUUCGUAAGUUGGAAGUUAUAGUUGCUAGGCUUGAAUCCAUUCUUAAACUCAAAGAUAUUCUUAAUCUUCAACAUAUUGCAACUCACCACCACUCUUCUUGGAGAACUCCAUCAACCUCUCUAGAUCAUGGAUCUAACAUAUUUGGUAGAAAUCAAGACAUAGAAGCCAUACUCAAAUUACUGUUACAUGAUGGUGAUGAUGGUGAUAGUGAUAAGAUUUCUGUGAUCCCCAUAGUUGGCAUGGGUGGUGUGGGCAAAACCACUUUAGCCCAAUCUUUGUACAACCAUGACACUAUAAAAAAGAAAUUCGAUGUUCAAGCAUGGGUCUGUGUUUCUGAUGAUUUUGAUGUUUUGAAGGUUACAAAGGCCAUUGCAGAGGAAGUUAGAAGUGCUUGUAACACAAAUAAUUUGAAUAUUCUUCAGCAAGAUUUGAAGGAUAAGUUGACCGGAAAAAUGUUCUUAAUUGUUCUGGAUGAUGUCUGGAACGAAGAUUAUGACAGUUGGAAUUCUCUUAUAAAGCCUCUUCGAUGCGGAGCUAAAGGAAGUAAAAUUCUCGUAACAACUCGUAUUCAAAAGGUUGUUUCUAUGGUCCAAACUUUUCAAGGUUACUACUCUCUCGAGCAAUUGUCUAAUGAUGAUUGUUGGUCAGUGUUUGCUAACCAUGCAUGCCUUUCUCCAGAAGAAUCCACUCAGAAUAUGGAUCUUGAAAAAAUUGGCAAAGAGAUUGUUAGAAAAUGUAAGGGAUUGCCUUUAGCAGCACAAUCACUUGGGGGUUUGUUGCGACGAAAACGUGACAUCAGGGAUUGGAAUAAUAUACUCAAUAGUAAUAUUUGGGAAAUUGAUGAAAAGGAGAGUAAAAUCAUUCCAGCACUAAGAAUUAGUUAUCAUUAUCUCCCUCCCUAUUUGAAACGCUGCUUUGUUUAUUGCUCGUUGUAUCCUAAAGAUUAUGAAUUUCAUGCGGACGAUUUGAUCUUGUUGUGGAUGGCAGAAGAUCUUUUACAGCCUCCAAAAAAUGGAAAGACUUUGGAAGAAGUUGGUUAUGAGUAUUUUAAUGACUUAGCUUCAAGAUCUUUUUUUCAACGUUUUGUAAGUGGAAACAGCUCCCGGCGUUUUGUGAUGCAUGAUCUGGUGCAUGAUUUGGCAACAUUGGUCGGGGCAGAAUUCUACUUUAGAACACAAGAACUUGGGAAAGAAACGAAGAUUGGUAACAAGACUCGUCAUUUAUCAUUUAGCAAUUUAAGUAAUCGAGUGACGGAUAACUUUGAGAUUUUUGACCAAGUAAAACAUCUUAGGACCUUUUUGACAAUCGAUUUUAGACGUACUCCAUUCAACAAUGAAAAUGCAUCGUGCAUCAUUUUGUCAAAUUUGAAGUGCGUGAGAGUUUUGUCAUUUCAAGGUUUUCGAGAUCUUAAUGCAUUGCCUGAUUCCAUAGGUGAACUGAUUUAUUUGCGUUAUUUGGAUCUCUCUUCCACAAAUAUAAAGACACUACCAGAGUCAUUGUGUAAUCUGCAUAAUCUACAAACCUUCAAGUUGUACAAUUGUUAUCAACUAACCAAACUUCCCAAUGGCAUGCAAAAGCUUGUGAAUUUGCGCUACCUUGACAUCCGCUUUACUCUAAAGUUAGAAGAUAUGCCUAGAGAAAUGAGCAAAUUAAACCAUUUGCAACAUUUGAGUUGCUUUGUUGUGGGCAAGCAUAAAGAGAAAGGGAUCAAGGAACUGGGAACACUGUCAAAUCUUCACAGAUCACUUUCCAUUAGUAAAUUAGAGAAUGUUAGCAACAAUUUUGAAGCAUCACAAGCGAAAAUAAUGGAUAAGAAGUACCUUGAAAAAUUAUCUUUUGAAUGGUCUGAUAAUGCAAAAGACCAAUUUAAAAAUUCACAAAGUGAGAUGGAUAUACUUGACAAGUUACAACCUGCCAAGAACCUAAAAAAGUUGUCUAUAUGUGGAUAUAGAGGCACGAGAUUUCCAGAAUGGGUUGGAGAUCCUUCCUACCGAAAUUUGACUAAGUUGUCUUUGUCUGAUUGUGAUAAUUGUUGUAUUCUUCCACCACUUGGACAAUUACAGAAUCUCAAAGAUUUGAGAAUCAGUAGAAUGAGUAUGUUGGAGACUAUUGGAUAUGAAUACGGUGAUUCCUUUUCAGGAAUUAUCUUUCCCUCCCUUGAACGUCUUGAGUUUGAUAACAUGCCAUGUUGGGAAGUGUGGCAUCAUCCCCAUUACUCAAAUGCUUAUUUUCCUGUACUCAAGUCUCUUGUGAUUAGUGGUUGUCCCUUAUUGAGGGGAGAUUUGCCAUCUCAUUUUCCUGCUUUGAAAACAAUUCAGAUUGAACAAUGCAACCAACUUGCUUCGUCUCUUCCAUAUGCUCCUGCCAUCCGGAAAAUAGAGAUAUGUGAAAGCAAUAAAGUAGCAUUGAGAGAGCUACCCCUUUCAUUGGAAGAGAUCAAAAUUGAUGGAAGAGAGGCAACGGAGUCCUUCUUUGAAAUCAUUGCCAUCACGCUACCGAUUUCCCUGAAAAUUAUAAAGAUCAACAAUUGUUCGUGUGCGUUAUCGUUUCCUGGAGAUUGUUUACCCGCAUCGUUACUGAAGUUGUCCAUCAUAAAUUGUAAAAAUAUAGAUUUUCUAAAGCAAAAGCAGCAGCACGAGUCACUUCAAUGGUUGUAUAUAGAUAGUAGUUGUGAUUCUCUGACAAUCUUCCCACUGGAGACCUUUCCCAACCUUGGUAGUCUCCACAUCCACAAGUGUGAAAAUCUAGAAUUUCUGUCGGCUUCAAAGACUCUUCAAAAUCUUAAUGAAUUAUUCAUUACCAAGUGCCCCAAAUUAGUUUCAUUUGCAAGAGAUGGAUUGGCUGCGCCCAACUUGAGAUCAUUGGUUGUCUGCAGGUGUGUUAAUUUGAAGUCAUUGCCUUGUCACGCAAAUACUCUUCUCCCGAAUUUAGAAAUGGUGCGUAUAUGGGAUUGCCCAGAAAUGGAGACGUUUUGUGAAGGUGGUAUGCCGCCUAGCUUGAGAAGACUUGAUAUAUAUAAAUGCGAGAAGUUAAUGAGGAGCCCAUCUCUAAGUUUGAUGGGCAUGCUCAUGCUCACCGAUCUUACAAUUGAUAAUGUAUGCGAUGGUGUGGAGUCCUUCCCCAAUAAGGAUUUUGCGUUGCUGCCUCCCUCCCUUACCUCUCUAACGCUACGCAAUAUGCCAAGUUUGCACACGUUGGACUGCACGGAGCUUCUCCACCUCACUUCCCUCCAACAAUUAGAAAUUUUAAAUUGUUACAGGCUGGAGAAUAUGGCGGGAGAAAGGCUGCCUACUACUCUAACACAACUUGAAAUCAUUGAAUGUCCACUGCUGGAAGAACGGUGCCGCAUGAAACACCCGCAAAUUUGGCCCAAAAUUUCCCACAUCCAGAGCAUUUUGGUUGACCAUAAAUGGAUUUAGAAAGCUUCAACUUGGAUUUUCAACUGCUCAAUGUACAAGGUUAAAUGGGCGCUCCAUUUGUUAAAAUGCAGGGUCACAACACAUGUUAUAUUUCACAUUUGCAGGACCCGUCACAGAAAAUUUUGCUGAGAGAAGGCUGAACAAAGUUACUUGCUGAAUAAGCUCUUAGGCUUGUGAGAUGAUGAAAUCAUGUGCUGCAUACAAGCCUAAUUCGGAUAGUACAUUUCACUUUAUGCUGCUGGGAUAUGUAGCUGAACACUCAUGAAGGAAAAUCCAUAUUGGAUGGCUUUAUAGCUCCUUUUUGUGUAUAGAAAAUAAUCCAGACCCAAUAUUUUAUAGUAGAUGCCUUCUCAUGCCAUCUACUAAUGUGAUGCAAGGAGUUAACUAAUUCCAAUUUUCAAGGCACGUUUUUUACGGCUUAGCACAUAUUCCACGCUUUUGCUUUUGAUGGUCUUUGCUACUUAGUUUAGGCAUCUAAAAUGUUGUAAUUUUAGAUUCCUAUGUUGCAUGAAACAUAGGAAUUAGUUUUCUUGAUCAGUUAUGGGUGGUAGCUUAUUUACCUAAGCACCAAAUGUGAAUGUGCACAGAGCUGGACAGACCACUCCAAAUAAUUUUCGCUAGGUAUCAGCAGGCUCCUAUGCCCUCUCAAAAUGAUGCUUCACAGAUUUGCAGCCAUCGCCUUUUUUAUUGGAGUUCUCACAAAGUAUAGCUGCUGCUAUUGUAUCUUUUUUAUAUUAAUUUUGAAUUUGUAAAUCUGUUGUAGCCUUAUCUUUUUGCUAUUGAUUUUGAAUUUGUAAUUUGUAAAUCUGUUUUAGCCUUGUCUGUAUAUAGCUCUAUAUUCCUGUAACAAGAUUUUGUUAUCAGCUUCAGCUUUAUCCUUCUGUAACAGCACUUUAUCUUUUUGUAACAGCACUUAAACUCAUGUAAAUCUAAAGAAUAAUGUAGUAAUGAUCCUGGUUCAGGCAAAUUGCUAUGAUUCUACUGCUUCGCCUCAGGAGUCCCAAGAGUUGUGCUUUCAAAGAUUCGUCACAUUGAUAAUAACACGCCACAAUACCACAGCAUAACUUCACCUUCAGAUAAACCUGUCCACAAACAUGUCAUCAAGAAGUGUUGCAGUCAUAAAAUGUUCCUGUGAGGAUGCUAGUUUUGUAAUUAGUUACAUACUUUGAGAUUAUGUUAAUGUUAAUUUUGAUGUAGUUCAUGAAUGCAACAGUCUAAA